Molecule: messenger RNA, 1847 nt
Organism: Poecilia latipinna (sailfin molly)
Lineage: Eukaryota; Metazoa; Chordata; Actinopteri; Cyprinodontiformes; Poeciliidae
Gene: hoxc13a
Product: homeobox C13a
Exons: 2
Coding region: 307-1227 (306 amino acids)
Biological process (GO): regulation of DNA-templated transcription
Molecular function (GO): DNA binding; DNA-binding transcription factor activity, RNA polymerase II-specific
Source: RefSeq, a predicted model, not a curated record
UCUUGAGCGUUUCCAGAACUUCCCUUUAAGGGUGUGGGUCUACCCGACUUAAACCAAUAGUGUGACUCGUCUUUCUGUGGGGGGAAAACGGUGACAUGCGAGGCAGUGGGUCUUUAAAGGAGCUGCUCUGCCCCUGCUCUCAAACCCAAUCUCGCAGGACUUGUUAGCGUAUCACGUGACAGACUCUUAAUGAAGUGGACACACUGUUGGGCCCGGUGUGCGCAUGCGCUCGGUGUAAAAUGUAGUUGGAAAUGAGGUGUCCGUCUUGGAGUAGUCGACUUUUAAAAAGCAUCGGCAGCCCGUGAUAUGACGACUUCGCUGGUUCUGCAUCCACGCUGGGCGGACACCUUGAUGUACGUUUAUGAAAAAAGCCCGAAUGAAAGCAGCCAGAAUAAAAGCCAAACAAUGGAGGGACUGAGCGGUAAUUGCCCUGCGACCCACUGCAGGGACCUGAUGUCGCACCCAGCGCUGGGACGACAUUCUGGCUCCAUAGCGACCCACCAGGGCUCCGUCUACUCGGAUAUUUCCUCUCCGGAAAGCGGUCGGCAGUGCCCCGCUCCCCAAACGUCUUCGAGCGCGUCUCUGAGCUACGGCUACCCCUUUGGAAACCCAUAUUACGGCUGUAGAUUAUCCCACUCGCACAACGUGAACUUGCAGCAGAAGCCCUGCUCGUACCACCCCGCGGAGAAAUACGCCGAACCCAGUACGGCUCUCCCCACGGAAGAACUGUCUACCAGGCCGAAAGAGUUUGCUUUCUACCCGAGUUUCGCCAGCUCGUACCAGGCCGUCCCAGGAUAUCUGGACGUGUCGGUGGUGCCCGGAAUCAGCGCCCAUCCUGAGCCGCGACACGACGCCCUAAUCCCCAUGGAGGGCUACCAGCACUGGGCUCUCUCCAAUGGCUGGGAUGGACAGGUGUACUGCUCUAAAGAGCAAACGCAGUCGACCCAUCUCUGGAAAUCACCAUUCCCAGACGUCGUGCCCCUGCAGCCCGAGGUCAGCAGUUACCGUCGCGGGCGCAAAAAGCGCGUCCCUUACACCAAGAUCCAGCUCAAGGAGCUGGAGAAGGAGUACGCGGCCAGCAAGUUCAUCACCAAAGACAAGAGAAGACGCAUCUCGGCCGCCACCAACCUCUCGGAGCGUCAGGUCACCAUCUGGUUCCAGAACCGGCGGGUCAAGGAGAAAAAAUUCGUCAGCAAAUCCAAGAACAAUCACAUCCACACCACUUGAUACGGACAGGGCUGCACUUCGAAUCUUCCGAAAACAACACGGCAUCUGUUUACCUCUCGCAUCGAAAGAUCUUUACUGAAGAACAUUUUAUAUAUAUAUAUAUAUAUAUUUUUUUUUUUUUCUCUGUUGUUGUUUUGGUCGAGUGUGUUUUAAAUUUCUAAUUUAAGUUCAAACAUCAGCCAACACCGCCGACCACGUCCACAGCCUCCCCUCCACUUCUCAGUUUAGAGAUAAUCCUCUAAAAACUGUGAAAAUGUUGAAAGUUCACGUCGAUUUUGUUUUAUAGGAAUGUACAUAUAUAAAUAUAUAAUAUUUAAAACGCUAUCUGUAUUUCAAAGACAAGUAUUGCGUGUUUUAUUUUUUUCUUUCUUUCUUCUUCUUCUUCUUCUCCUUCUUCUUCUACUUCUUCUUCUUCUUCUUCAAGCCUGCAUCUUUUAAAGGACUGACGACAUCUCAAAGUGGUUGCAAUGGAGGGAGAUCAAAAUCAAAGGAAACUGUUGUCAUUUUAGAGAGGAUGAUCGCCAUAUGGACAGCAUAAGUCGAACUUUCGACUUUAAUCAGUUUCUACAACUGACAUUGAAGACUUUCAUCAGAAAGAAUAAUUUAAAAAAAAAGAAGAA